Molecule: messenger RNA, 234 nt
Organism: Ichthyophthirius multifiliis
Lineage: Eukaryota; Ciliophora; Oligohymenophorea; Hymenostomatida
Exons: 1
Source: RefSeq, a predicted model, not a curated record
AUGAAAUAAAUAUUAAUAAUAUAUAAAAAAAUUAAAAUAAUAAUGAUAAUAAUAACAAAGAUGAUAGACAAUUUAAUAAUAAUAAUAAUAAUAAUAAUAAUAAUAAUAAUAAUAAUAAUAAUAAUAAUAAUAAUAAUAAAAAUAAUAAUAAUUAUAGUAACAAUAAUAUUACAUAAUAUAAAUAAUAAACUUAAAAUAGUAAAAAUAUAAAAUAGGAUAAAUUAAAUUAAAUGA